AUAGCCCCUAUGUGAUGAACAACUAUUAUAAUAUCAUCAAUUAUACUAUUAAUGCUAAUAAUUAUUAUUAUUUAUUUUACUAAAAAAAAUACUUUUACCCAAAAAAAAAACGAAACUUAUUAUAAAUUCAAUUGAAAAUGAUAA
This is a messenger RNA of Macrosteles quadrilineatus (aster leafhopper), 144 nucleotides long. The record is from the annotation of a RefSeq genome assembly. NCBI's taxonomy places the organism in Eukaryota, Metazoa, Arthropoda, Insecta, Hemiptera, Cicadellidae.